This is a messenger RNA of Capsicum annuum, 402 nucleotides long. RefSeq names its product extensin. NCBI's taxonomy places the organism in Eukaryota, Viridiplantae, Streptophyta, Magnoliopsida, Solanales, Solanaceae. Gene Ontology annotation, biological process: plant-type cell wall organization. Gene Ontology annotation, molecular function: structural constituent of cell wall. The record is from RefSeq and is a predicted model, not a curated record. Bases 1 to 402 code for a protein of 133 amino acids. The transcript has 2 exons.
AUGAAGUUUAACGGUGGCGGCCCCACUAGAGGUCGUCGUUUGCCAGAGAUCGUAGUGGCAUUGGCCAUAUUGGUUGUUGCAAAUGUAGUGUCUGCAGACCCUUAUGUAUAUUCUUCUCCACCUCCUCCGACGUACGAGUACAAGUCACCACCACCUCCUUUGCCUUCUCCCCCACCACCUUAUGUGUACAAAUCACCACCUCCUCCUUCACCAUCUCCGCCACCACCAUAUGUAUAUAAGUCUCCACCACCUCCAUCGCCCUCUGCUCCGCCAACUUACUACUACAAAUCACCUCCUCCACCAUCACCGUCACCACCUCCAGUUGAAAAUGGUACAGAUACACAUGAAUUUUUACCUGAACUAUGCAACAUGCGAAUAGAUGGUGAAAGCUCAGGUAGAUAA